Labrus mixtus (cuckoo wrasse) is the source of this 16872-nucleotide messenger RNA. It is a transcript of the gene eppk1, whose product is annotated as epiplakin 1. The coding region runs from base 130 to 16080 and encodes 5316 amino acids. Gene Ontology annotation, biological process: wound healing; intermediate filament bundle assembly. Lineage: Eukaryota; Metazoa; Chordata; Actinopteri; Labriformes; Labridae. The transcript is spliced from 4 exons. Gene Ontology annotation, cellular component: keratin filament; cytoskeleton; cytoplasm. The record is from RefSeq and is a predicted model, not a curated record. Gene Ontology annotation, molecular function: structural molecule activity; keratin filament binding.
GAAGGCCCCAGGGAUCUUACCAUAAAAGCCCUGGUACCUUUGGUCUUUAAUGCAGAUUUCGGAAAUUGCCUCCAGGGAUUCAAGGCUCCUCGAACACUCAUAAGGAAACUGAAAGUGUUGUAAGCCAAGAUGGCCUCCAUCAGUCAAGAUUCUGAAGUGAAGAAAAAUGGCUACGCUGAAGGCCAUGGACCUGUGGCUGGUAUUUUUCUGGAAAAGACAAAGGAGAAGGUAACCAUAUACCAAGCCAUGAAAAAACGUCUACUCAAGCCAGGUACGGCAUUAGCCAUGCUUGAAGCACAAGCAGCGACAGUGGGCAUCGUAGACCCGUUAAACAAUCGAAUAUUUACGGUUGAAGAUGCUAUUAAAGAGGGAAUAGUUGGACCAGAGAUGAAAGAGAAACUCCAGACAGCAGAAAAAGCUGUCACUGGCUAUGUAGACUCCUACACAAAUCAAACAAUAUCUGUAUUCCAAGCUAUGCAAAAAGAUUUAGUCCCCAGAGAUUAUGGAUUGAGGCUCCUGGAAGCACAGAUAGUCACAAAAGGCCUCUUUGAUCCAUCUGACAAGACUAACAUGUCAGUUGAGACUGCCAUUCAAAAGGGCUACUAUGAAAAAGGUUUGCUCAAUGAUCAGAUGUCAGAGCUCAAAGUCUUCUACAAUCCAAGCUCUCAAGAAAAUCUUGAUUACCAAAGUCUCCUGGAGAAAUGCACUGUGGAGCCUGACACAGGCCUGCUGCUCCUACCCGUUUGCAUCACCUUCAAAGGUCUGCGAAGAGGCAUUUCCUCUACUGAACUCCUUGAAUCAAAGAUCAUUGACAAAGAAACAUUUGAUGACCUUCAGAAGGGGAACACCACAACUCAGGAUGUGAUGUUGAUGGAAACAGUAAAAGAAUACCUGGAAGGCAAAGGUAGUAUAGCAGGCAUUGCUGUACUCUCAACAAAUCAGAGAAUGAGUAUUUACGAAGCGAUGAAACAAGGCAUACUGAUGCCAGGAACAGCACUGGUUUUACUGGAGGCACAAGCCGCUACUGGAUUCAUGACUGAUCCUGUCAAAAACAAAAAGUUCACAGUGGAUGAAGCCAUCAAGCACAAACUUUUUGGCCCAGAGUUUCUCGCAAAGCUGCGUUCUGCUGAGAGAGCAGUAACUGGAUACAAAGACCCAUACUCAGGUGACACUAUAUCACUGUUUCAAGCCCUGUCCAAAGAUCUUAUCGUGAAGGAGCAUGGAAUACGUCUACUUGAGGCGCAAAUUGCUACAGGGGGAAUAAUAGACCCCAUUAACAGUCAUCGACUUCCCACAGUGAUUGCCUUCAAGAGAGGUUAUUUUAACGAAGAAAUGAAUGCCAUACUAGAGGAUUCAGGGGAUGACACCAGAGGGUUUUUUGACCCAAACACAGAAGAUAACCUAACUUAUCUUCAGCUGAUGGAGAGAUGCGUCAUUGAUCCUGUCACUGGACUGUGCCUUCUCCCUCUCCUUGACAAGUCAGACAGGCUAAAUUUUAAUUUCAUUGACUACCAAACUAAAAUGGCCUUCAAAGAGGAAAAGGUGAAAGUGACAUGUGGAAAGUACAUGGGAAUGACAGUAUCUCUGUGGGAACUCCUGAUGUCAGAGUACUUCGAUGAAAAUCAGAGAAGAGACAUCUUUAAAAAAUACAGAGAAGGGAAGCUCAAUAUGAAAAUGACCAUCACAAUGGUUGUGGAAGUCAUAGAAAAGUCUGUGAAAACGACUAAAGUUGUUUUUGAAGGUAUCAGAGAAACUGUCACAGCCAAACAGCUUAUGGAGGCAGACAUCAUUAGCGAGGAGGUCUUGGAGGAUCUGAAAAAGGGAAAAAAGUCAGUGAAGGAAGUAACAGAAGAUGAAAGAGUAAAUAUGUACCUUCAAGGGAAAAGCAGCAUUGCAGGUAUUCUGCUUCCUGAUUCUCAAAUCAUGACGAUCUACCAGGCCAAACAAAAAGGCAAGCUGAUGCCAGGAACUGCUUUGAUUCUACUGGAGGCACAAGCAGCAACAGGUUUUGUGAUUGACCCCAUUGGAAACCGGAAGUUUUCAGUUGAUGAUGCAGUUAAAGCAAAAAUUGUGGGGCCUGAUGUCUGUCAAAAGCUGCGCUCAGCAGAGAGAGCUGUCACUGGGUACAGAGAUCCACAUGAUGGCAAAAUAAUCUCUCUAUUUCAAGCCAUGCAAAAAGAUCUCAUCGUGAAAGACCAUGGAAUUCGACUCAUGGAGGCACAAAUUGCCACUGGAGGGAUCAUUGACCCAGUCAACAGCCAUCGCAUACCUGUUCAUGUGGCCUAUAAGAGGGGUUACUUUGAUGAGACAAUGAACCAGAUUCUGAGUGAUCCAAGUGAUGACACGAAAGGAUUCUUUGACCCCAACAAUCUUGAGAACCUGACAUACUUGCAGCUCAUGGACAGAUGUGUAACUGAUCCAAGCACAGGCCUGUGCCUCUUGCCACUCAAAAGCAAGAUAAAGAAAGUUAACAUAGAUGAUAAUAUCAGGGAAACACUCAAAACAACAACAGUUUCUGUUAAGUAUGGCAGGUUCAAGGGAAAGCACACAACACUCUGGGAUCUUAUCAAUUCAGAGUAUCUGACUGAGGACAAAAGACAGGAAUUUUUCAAGCUUUUCAAGUCCAGGAAAAUCACAAUUGAGCAACUCACUGUCACCAUUCUGGAGAUCAUUGAGAGCAAGGAGAUAAAACAGCAAGCAGGGCUGAACUUUGAAGGUCUUAGAGGAGAGGUUUCUGUUGUGGAUCUCUUGGAUUUGGAUAUUGUGGAUGAAAAAACAUACAAGAGUUUGAUCGAUGGAAAGAUAACAAGCACUGAUGUAAUGAAAAUCGACAGUGUGAGAUCCUACCUACAGGGGAAAAGCUGUGUGGCUGGUGUAAUACUGCAACCCUCCAACCAGAAGCUUAGCAUCAAUGAGGCUCAGAGAAUUGGCAUUCUAACACCUGGCACUGCCCUCUGCCUCCUUGAGGCACAAGCAGCUACAGGCUUCAUUGUUGACCCCCUAAAAAACAAAAAACUUACAGUGGAACAAGCCCUCAAAGAAAAGGUAAUAGGGCCACAGACUUAUGAAAAGCUAUUGUCAGCAGAGAGGGCUGUAACUGGUUACAGAGAUCCAUACAGUGGUCAAAAGAUCUCACUCUUCCAAGCCUUGCAAAAGGAUCUAAUCGUCAAGCAGCAUGGCAUCCGUUUGCUUGAGGCCCAGAUCGCUACAGGUGGUAUCAUUGAUCCCUUGAAGUGUCUUCACUUACCUCUGGAGGUUGCAUACAGAAAAGGAUAUUUUGAUGCAGAACUAAAUCAAAUACUGUCAGACCCAACUGAUGACACAAAGGGCUUUUUUGACCCAAAGACUCAAGACAAUCUGACCUACAUGGAAAUGUUGGGUAGAUGUGUUAAAGAUGAACAAACAGGAUUGUAUCUCCUGCCUCUUAAUGACAAAUUAAAAGCCUCUGAAGCCAAGGCCAAAGUGUACACUGCCACUGAGAUACAGCAUGAAUUUGAAAAGACGGCUCUGAGCGUAAUAUUUGGACGCUAUGCUGGAAAAUCAGUUUCGCUUUGGGACUUGAUUCACUCGGGGUACUUCACUGAGGAUCAGCGGCUUGAAUUAACUGAAAAAUACAGAACAAGGAAGAUUAGCACACAAACCAUAAUCACAUUGGUCCUUUCAACCAUUGAAAAACUGGAAAACAAUGAAACUCUCAUGGUAAUGGGACUAAGAAAGCCAGUCUCUGCACAACAGUUUCUUGAUGCGGAUAUCAUUGAUGCAGAAACAUUCAAACAAGUAAAAGAAGGAAAACUCACUUUUGAAGCAGUUGCCCAACGUGAACCUGUAAGGGGAUACCUAAAAGGAACUGGAAGUAUAGCUGGAAUUAAAGUCCAUCCAUCCCAGAAAGUAAUGAGUAUAUAUGAAGCAAAAAUGGAAAGUCGGUUGACACCUGGCAUUGCACUUUUACUGCUUGAAGCGCAGGCUGCCACAGGAGGAGUUAUUGAUCCUGUCAAAAACAAGGUCUAUGCUGUUGAUGUGGCAGCAAGAGAGAAAGUCAUUGGACCAGAUAUUCUUGAACAACUUCUCUCAGCUGAGCGAGCUGUUACUGGCUAUAGAGAUCCAUACACAGAUGCAACUAUAUCCCUGUUUGAAGCCAUGAGUGAACAGCUAAUUCAAAGAAGUGAUGGCAUUCGUCUUCUUGAUGCACAGAUGGCAACUGGAGGAGUAGUUGACCCGAAUCAGAGCCACAGACUGCCUGUUCAUGUUGCCAUUAGAAAGGGGUAUCUAGAUGAAGAUAUGAGCAAAAUUCUGUUGAACCCAACUGAUGAUGCAAGGGGAUUCUUUGACCCAAAUAACAAAGAAAACCUCUCUUACCAUCAGCUCAUCAAGCGAUGUGAGAAAGAUCCUAAAACUGGACUACUUCUUCUACCCCUGUAUGAAGAAGAAUCCCACAUGCUUCACACAGAUGAGAAAAUACAGCUUGUAUUCAAAAACAAAACUGUAGCAAUAAAUGCAGGGAAAUUUAAAAAUAAAGAGGUGACAUUGUGGGAAGUAAUGCUCUCUGAAUACAUAUCAGAACAAAAAAGGGAGCAGAUCAUACAACAAUACAAGACAGGAGUUAUGAAAAUGGAGGAGAUCAUUGAAAUACUUACUGUAAUAAUAACAGAAGUAUCAUCCAAGGAAAGAAAGUUUAAAGGUCUAAGAAAGCAGGUCUCCGCCAGUGAGUUGUAUGAGUCAAAAAUUAUCUCAAAGGAGCUUUUCACACAGAUAAUACAAGGAGAAGUAACUGAAGAAAAGAUAAACAAAAUGGAAUCCAUUCAGAAGUACCUUGGAGCAACGAACUGCAUAGCAGGUGUCAGAGUAGAAUCGACCAAGAAAAUCAUGAGUAUCUAUGAAGCAAAAACCAAAGGCCUGCUGACCCCUGGCACAUCUCUUGUGCUGCUGGAGGCACAAGCUGCAACUGGAUUUAUUAUUGAUCCAGUGAAAAACAGAAAACUCCCUGUAGAGGAAGCAGUAGUUCAAGGUGUGGUUGGAAAUGAGUGGAAAAAAAAACUGCUUUCAGCAGAACGAGCUGUAACAGGGUACAAAGAUCCAUACACUGGAGACACAAUUUCUUUGUUCCAGGCGUUGAAAAAAGACCUCAUCGUCAAGGAUCAUGGAAUUCGCCUCCUUGAAGCACAAAUUGCAACUGGAGGCAUAAUUGACCCAGUGCAUAGUCACAGAGUUCCUGUACAGGUGGCAUACCAAAGAGGUUACUUUGAUGAGGACAUGAAUCAGAUUCUGUCUGAUCCUGAUGAUGACACCAAGGGCUUCUUUGAUCCCAACAAUCAAGACAACCUCACAUAUCUCCAACUUGUGGAGAGAUGUAUCAAAGACCCAAUUACCAACCUUUACUUAUUGUCCAUUGUGAAGAAAGGAGAGUAUUACUUCUUUGUUGAUGAGGCAACCACACUCAUUCUAAAAUCUACAACAACAACAAGAGCAGGAGGGAAAUACCAAGGAACCACAGUGUCUCUGUGGGACCUGCUCUACUCCAAAUACAUCACUGAGGAAAAAAGGAGAGAGCUUGUGCAACAAUUCAAGUCUGGAUCAAUUACAGUUGAACGUUUUCUGGAAAUCAUCCUAGCAAUCAUUGAGCAACAGACAACAACAACAACAACCUCAUCUUCAUCAUCCUCAAUUGUCAUGUGCACACCACCUGAGACAAAAGUGGACAGCAGCACAACAACUAAGAUUACAACUACAACCACAGAGACACGUGAAGUUCAGAGUUUUCAUGGAAUUAGAAAGGAUGUCACUGCUACUGAGCUGCUCGAAUCCAAAAUCAUUGAUGAGAACCUUUACAAAGAUCUAAGCGCUGGUAAAGUAACAGUGACUGAAGUAAGUGAAAUGAACUCGGUGCGCAAGUACCUUGAGGGGACCAACAGUAUUGCAGGAGUGUACCUGCAGUCCACCAAAGAGACCCUGAGCAUCUAUGAAGCCAAAAGCCGUGGCCUGUUGACUCCUGGUACUUCUCUGGUUCUGCUGGAGGCGCAAGCUGCCACUGGGUUUGUCAUUGACCCAGUCAAAAACAAGAAACUUUCUGUAGAGGAAGCUGCAGCUCAAAGAGUAGUUGGCAAUGAGUGGAAAAACAAACUGCUUUCAGCAGAAAGGGCAGUCACAGGAUACAAAGAUCCAUACACAGAAACUACAAUAUCUUUGUUCCAGGCCUUGAAAAAAGAUCUCAUUGUCAAGGAUCAUGGAAUUCGCCUCCUUGAAGCACAAAUUGCCACUGGAGGCAUAAUUGAUCCAGUGCACAGUCACAGAGUUCCUGUACAGGUGGCAUACCAAAGAGGUUACUUUGAUGAGGAAAUGAAUCAGAUUCUGUCUGAUCCUGAUGAUGACACCAAGGGCUUCUUUGAUCCCAACACUCAAGAAAACCUCACAUAUCUCCAACUGGUGGAGAGGUGUAUUACAGAUCCCAUCACAGGCCUUAGCUUAUUGGUCAUUGUAAAGAAAGGAGAGUAUUACUUCUUUGUUGAUGAGGCAACCAAACUCAUUCUAAAAUCUACAACAACAACACGAGCAGGAGGGCAAUACCAAGGAACCACAGUGUCUCUGUGGGACCUGCUCUACUCCAAAUACAUCACUGAGGAAAAAAGGAGAGAGCUUGUGCAACAAUUCAAGUCUGGAUCAAUUACAGUUGAACGUUUUCUGGAAAUCAUCCUAACAAUCAUUGAGCAACGGACAACAACAACAACCUCAUCUUCAUCAUCCUCAAUUGUCAUGUGCACACCACCUGAGACAAAAGUGGACAGCAGCACAACAACUAAGAUUACAACUACAAUAACAGAGACAUGUGAUGUUCAGAGUUUUCAUGGAAUUAGAAAGGACGUCACUGCUACUGAGCUGCUCGAAUCCAAAAUCAUUGAUGAGAACCUUUACAAAGAUCUAAGCGCUGGUAAAGUAACAGUGACUGAAGUAAGUGAAAUGAACUCGGUGCGCAAGUACCUUGAGGGGACCAACAGUAUUGCAGGAGUGUACCUGCAGUCCACCAAAGAGACCCUGAGCAUCUAUGAAGCCAAAAGCCGUGGCUUGUUGACUCCUGGUACUUCUCUGGUUCUGCUGGAGGCGCAAGCUGCCACUGGGUUUGUCAUUGACCCAGUCAAAAACAAGAAACUUUCUGUAGAGGAAGCUGCAGCUCAAAGAGUAGUUGGCAAUGAGUGGAAAAACAAACUGCUUUCAGCAGAAAGGGCAGUCACAGGAUACAAAGAUCCAUACACAGAAACUACAAUAUCUUUGUUCCAGGCCUUGAAAAAAGAUCUCAUUGUCAAGGAUCAUGGAAUUCGCCUCCUUGAAGCACAAAUUGCCACUGGAGGCAUAAUUGACCCAGUGCACAGUCACAGAGUUCCUGUACAGGUGGCAUACCAAAGAGGUUACUUUGAUGAGGAAAUGAAUCAGAUUCUGUCUGAUCCUGAUGAUGACACCAAGGGCUUCUUUGAUCCCAACACUCAAGAAAACCUCACAUAUCUCCAACUGGUGGAGAGGUGUAUUACAGAUCCCAUCACAGGCCUUAGCUUAUUGGUCAUUGUAAAGAAAGGAGAGUAUUACUUCUUUGUUGAUGAGGCAACCAAACUCAUUCUAAAAUCUACAACAACAACACGAGCAGGAGGGCAAUACCAAGGAACCACAGUGUCUCUGUGGGACCUGCUCUACUCCAAAUACAUCACUGAGGAAAAAAGGAGAGAGCUUGUGCAACAAUUCAAGUCUGGAUCAAUUACAGUUGAACGUUUUUUGGAAAUCAUCCUAACAAUCAUUGAGCAACGGACAACAACAACAACCUCAACUAAGAUUACAACUACAAUAACAGAGACAUGUGAUGUUCAGAGUUUUCAUGGAAUUAGAAAGGACGUCACUGCUACUGAGCUGCUCGAAUCCAAAAUCAUUGAUGAGAACCUUUACAAAGAUCUAAGCGCUGGUAAAGUAACAGUGACUGAAGUAAGUGAAAUGAACUCGGUGCGCAAGUACCUUGAGGGGACCAACAGUAUUGCAGGAGUGUACCUGCAGUCCACCAAAGAGACCCUGAGCAUCUAUGAAGCCAAAAGCCGUGGCCUGUUGACUCCUGGUACUUCUCUGGUUCUGCUGGAGGCGCAAGCUGCCACUGGGUUUGUCAUUGACCCAGUCAAAAACAAGAAACUUUCUGUAGAGGAAGCUGCAGCUCAAAGAGUAGUUGGCAAUGAGUGGAAAAACAAACUGCUUUCAGCAGAAAGGGCAGUCACAGGAUACAAAGAUCCAUACACAGAAACUACAAUAUCUUUGUUCCAGGCCUUGAAAAAAGAUCUCAUUGUCAAGGAUCAUGGAAUUCGCCUCCUUGAAGCACAAAUUGCCACUGGAGGCAUAAUUGACCCAGUGCACAGUCACAGAGUUCCUGUACAGGUGGCAUACCAAAGAGGUUACUUUGAUGAGGAAAUGAAUCAGAUUCUGUCUGAUCCUGAUGAUGACACCAAGGGCUUCUUUGAUCCCAACACUCAAGAAAACCUCACAUAUCUCCAACUGGUGGAGAGGUGUAUUACAGAUCCCAUCACAGGCCUUAGCUUAUUGGUCAUUGUAAAGAAAGGAGAGUAUUACUUCUUUGUUGAUGAGGCAACCAAACUCAUUCUAAAAUCUACAACAACAACACGAGCAGGAGGGCAAUACCAAGGAACCACAGUGUCUCUGUGGGACCUGCUCUACUCCAAAUACAUCACUGAGGAAAAAAGGAGAGAGCUUGUGCAACAAUUCAAGUCUGGAUCAAUUACAGUUGAACGUUUUUUGGAAAUCAUCCUAGCAAUCAUUGAGCAACGGACAACAACAACAACAACCUCAUCUUCAUCAUCCUCAAUUGUCAUGUGCACACCACCUGAGACAAAAGUGGACAGCAGCACAACAACUAAGAUAACAACUACAAUAACAGAGACAUGUGAUGUUCAGAGUUUUCAUGGAAUUAGAAAGGACGUCACUGCUACUGAGCUGCUCGAAUCCAAAAUCAUUGAUGAGAACCUUUACAAAGAUCUAAGCGCUGGUAAAGUAACAGUGACUGAAGUAAGUGAAAUGAACUCGGUGCGCAAGUACCUUGAGGGGACCAACAGUAUUGCAGGAGUGUACCUGCAGUCCACCAAAGAGACCCUGAGCAUCUAUGAAGCCAAAAGCCGUGGCUUGUUGACUCCUGGUACUUCUCUGGUUCUGCUGGAGGCGCAAGCUGCCACUGGGUUUGUCAUUGACCCAGUCAAAAACAAGAAACUUUCUGUAGAGGAAGCUGCAGCUCAAAGAGUAGUUGGCAAUGAGUGGAAAAACAAACUGCUUUCAGCAGAAAGGGCAGUCACAGGAUACAAAGAUCCAUACACAGAAACUACAAUAUCUUUGUUCCAGGCCUUGAAAAAAGAUCUCAUUGUCAAGGAUCAUGGAAUUCGCCUCCUUGAAGCACAAAUUGCCACUGGAGGCAUAAUUGACCCAGUGCACAGUCACAGAGUUCCUGUACAGGUGGCAUACCAAAGAGGUUACUUUGAUGAGGAAAUGAAUCAGAUUCUGUCUGAUCCUGAUGAUGACACCAAGGGCUUCUUUGAUCCCAACACUCAAGAAAACCUCACAUAUCUCCAACUGGUGGAGAGGUGUAUUACAGAUCCCAUCACAGGCCUUAGCUUAUUGGUCAUUGUAAAGAAAGGAGAGUAUUACUUCUUUGUUGAUGAGGCAACCAAACUCAUUCUAAAAUCUACAACAACAACACGAGCAGGAGGGCAAUACCAAGGAACCACAGUGUCUCUGUGGGACCUGCUCUACUCCAAAUACAUCACUGAGGAAAAAAGGAGAGAGCUUGUGCAACAAUUCAAGUCUGGAUCAAUUACAGUUGAACGUUUUUUGGAAAUCAUCCUAGCAAUCAUUGAGCAACGGACAACAACAACAACAACCUCAUCUUCAUCAUCCUCAAUUGUCAUGUGCACACCACCUGAGACAAAAGUGGACAGCAGCACAACAACUAAGAUAACAACUACAAUAACAGAGACAUGUGAUGUUCAGAGUUUUCAUGGAAUUAGAAAGGACGUCACUGCUACUGAGCUGCUCGAAUCCAAAAUCAUUGAUGAGAACCUUUACAAAGAUCUAAGCGCUGGUAAAGUAACAGUGACUGAAGUAAGUGAAAUGAACUCGGUGCGCAAGUACCUUGAGGGGACCAACAGUAUUGCAGGAGUGUACCUGCAGUCCACCAAAGAGACCCUGAGCAUCUAUGAAGCCAAAAGCCGUGGCUUGUUGACUCCUGGUACUUCUCUGGUUCUGCUGGAGGCGCAAGCUGCCACUGGGUUUGUCAUUGACCCAGUCAAAAACAAGAAACUUUCUGUAGAGGAAGCUGCAGCUCAAAGAGUAGUUGGCAAUGAGUGGAAAAACAAACUGCUUUCAGCAGAAAGGGCAGUCACAGGAUACAAAGAUCCAUACACAGAAACUACAAUAUCUUUGUUCCAGGCCUUGAAAAAAGAUCUCAUUGUCAAGGAUCAUGGAAUUCGCCUCCUUGAAGCACAAAUUGCCACUGGAGGCAUAAUUGACCCAGUGCACAGUCACAGAGUUCCUGUACAGGUGGCAUACCAAAGAGGUUACUUUGAUGAGGAAAUGAAUCAGAUUCUGUCUGAUCCUGAUGAUGACACCAAGGGCUUCUUUGAUCCCAACACUCAAGAAAACCUCACAUAUCUCCAACUGGUGGAGAGGUGUAUUACAGAUCCCAUCACAGGCCUUAGCUUAUUGGUCAUUGUAAAGAAAGGAGAGUAUUACUUCUUUGUUGAUGAGGCAACCAAACUCAUUCUAAAAUCUACAACAACAACACGAGCAGGAGGGCAAUACCAAGGAACCACAGUGUCUCUGUGGGACCUGCUCUACUCCAAAUACAUCACUGAGGAAAAAAGGAGAGAGCUUGUGCAACAAUUCAAGUCUGGAUCAAUUACAGUUGAACGUUUUUUGGAAAUCAUCCUAGCAAUCAUUGAGCAACGGACAACAACAACAACCUCAUCUUCAUCAUCCUCAAUUGUCAUGUGCACACCACCUGAGACAAAAGUGGACAGCAGCACAACAACUAAGAUAACAACUACAAUAACAGAGACAUGUGAUGUUCAGAGUUUUCAUGGAAUUAGAAAGGACGUCACUGCUACUGAGCUGCUCGAAUCCAAAAUCAUUGAUGAGAACCUUUACAAAGAUCUAAGCGCUGGUAAAGUAACAGUGACUGAAGUAAGUGAAAUGAACUCGGUGCGCAAGUACCUUGAGGGGACCAACAGUAUUGCAGGAGUGUACCUGCAGUCCACCAAAGAGACCCUGAGCAUCUAUGAAGCCAAAAGCCGUGGCCUGUUGACUCCUGGUACUUCUCUGGUUCUGCUGGAGGCGCAAGCUGCCACUGGGUUUGUCAUUGACCCAGUCAAAAACAAGAAACUUUCUGUAGAGGAAGCUGCAGCUCAAAGAGUAGUUGGCAAUGAGUGGAAAAACAAACUGCUUUCAGCAGAAAGGGCAGUCACAGGAUACAAAGAUCCAUACACAGAAACUACAAUAUCUUUGUUCCAGGCCUUGAAAAAAGAUCUCAUUGUCAAGGAUCAUGGAAUUCGCCUCCUUGAAGCACAAAUUGCCACUGGAGGCAUAAUUGACCCAGUGCACAGUCACAGAGUUCCUGUACAGGUGGCAUACCAAAGAGGUUACUUUGAUGAGGAAAUGAAUCAGAUUCUGUCUGAUCCUGAUGAUGACACCAAGGGCUUCUUUGAUCCCAACACUCAAGAAAACCUCACAUAUCUCCAACUGGUGGAGAGGUGUAUUACAGAUCCCAUCACAGGCCUUAGCUUAUUGGUCAUUGUAAAGAAAGGAGAGUAUUACUUCUUUGUUGAUGAGGCAACCAAACUCAUUCUAAAAUCUACAACAACAACACGAGCAGGAGGGCAAUACCAAGGAACCACAGUGUCUCUGUGGGACCUGCUCUACUCCAAAUACAUCACUGAGGAAAAAAGGAGAGAGCUUGUGCAACAAUUCAAGUCUGGAUCAAUUACAGUUGAACGUUUUCUGGAAAUCAUCCUAGCAAUCAUUGAGCAACGGACAACAACAACAACCUCAUCUUCAUCAUCCUCAAUUGUCAUGUGCACACCACCUGAGACAAAAGUGGACAGCAGCACAACAACUAAGAUUACAACUACAACCACAGAGACACGUGAAGUUCAGAGUUUUCAUGGAAUUAGAAAGGAUGUCACUGCUACUGAGCUGCUCGAAUCCAAAAUCAUUGAUGAGAACCUUUACAAAGAUCUAAGCGCUGGUAAAGUAACAGUGACUGAAGUAAGUGAAAUGAACUCGGUGCGCAAGUACCUUGAGGGGACCAACAGUAUUGCAGGAGUGUACCUGCAGUCCACCAAAGAGACCCUGAGCAUCUAUGAAGCCAAAAGCCGUGGCCUGUUGACUCCUGGUACUUCUCUGGUUCUGCUGGAGGCGCAAGCUGCCACUGGGUUUGUCAUUGACCCAGUCAAAAACAAGAAACUUUCUGUAGAGGAAGCUGCAGCUCAAAGAGUAGUUGGCAAUGAGUGGAAAAACAAACUGCUUUCAGCAGAAAGGGCAGUCACAGGAUACAAAGAUCCAUACACAGAAACUACAAUAUCUUUGUUCCAGGCCUUGAAAAAAGAUCUCAUUGUCAAGGAUCAUGGAAUUCGCCUCCUUGAAGCACAAAUUGCCACUGGAGGCAUAAUUGACCCAGUGCACAGUCACAGAGUUCCUGUACAGGUGGCAUACCAAAGAGGUUACUUUGAUGAGGAAAUGAAUCAGAUUCUGUCUGAUCCUGAUGAUGACACCAAGGGCUUCUUUGAUCCCAACACUCAAGAAAACCUCACAUAUCUCCAACUGGUGGAGAGGUGUAUUACAGAUCCCAUCACAGGCCUUAGCUUAUUGGUCAUUGUAAAGAAAGGAGAGUAUUACUUCUUUGUUGAUGAGGCAACCAAACUCAUUCUAAAAUCUACAACAACAACACGAGCAGGAGGGCAAUACCAAGGAACCACAGUGUCUCUGUGGGACCUGCUCUACUCCAAAUACAUCACUGAGGAAAAAAGGAGAGAGCUUGUGCAACAAUUCAAGUCUGGAUCAAUUACAGUUGAACGUUUUCUGGAAAUCAUCCUAGCAAUCAUUGAGCAACGGACAACAACAACAACCUCAUCUUCAUCAUCCUCAAUUGUCAUGUGCACACCACCUGAGACAAAAGUGGACAGCAGCACAACAACUAAGAUUACAACUACAACCACAGAGACACGUGAAGUUCAGAGUUUUCAUGGAAUUAGAAAGGAUGUCACUGCUACUGAGCUGCUCGAAUCCAAAAUCAUUGAUGAGAACCUUUACAAAGAUCUAAGCGCUGGUAAAGUAACAGUGACUGAAGUAAGUGAAAUGAACUCGGUGCGCAAGUACCUUGAGGGGACCAACAGUAUUGCAGGAGUGUACCUGCAGUCCACCAAAGAGACCCUGAGCAUCUAUGAAGCCAAAAGCCGUGGCCUGUUGACUCCUGGUACUUCUCUGGUUCUGCUGGAGGCGCAAGCUGCCACUGGGUUUGUCAUUGACCCAGUCAAAAACAAGAAACUUUCUGUAGAGGAAGCUGCAGCUCAAAGAGUAGUUGGCAAUGAGUGGAAAAACAAACUGCUUUCAGCAGAAAGGGCAGUCACAGGAUACAAAGAUCCAUACACAGAAACUACAAUAUCUUUGUUCCAGGCCUUGAAAAAAGAUCUCAUUGUCAAGGAUCAUGGAAUUCGCCUCCUUGAAGCACAAAUUGCCACUGGAGGCAUAAUUGACCCAGUGCACAGUCACAGAGUUCCUGUACAGGUGGCAUACCAAAGAGGUUACUUUGAUGAGGAAAUGAAUCAGAUUCUGUCUGAUCCUGAUGAUGACACCAAGGGCUUCUUUGAUCCCAACACUCAAGAAAACCUCACAUAUCUCCAACUGGUGGAGAGGUGUAUUACAGAUCCCAUCACAGGCCUUAGCUUAUUGGUCAUUGUAAAGAAAGGAGAGUAUUACUUCUUUGUUGAUGAGGCAACCAAACUCAUUCUAAAAUCUACAACAACAACACGAGCAGGAGGGCAAUACCAAGGAACCACAGUGUCUCUGUGGGACCUGCUCUACUCCAAAUACAUCACUGAGGAAAAAAGGAGAGAGCUUGUGCAACAAUUCAAGUCUGGAUCAAUUACAGUUGAACGUUUUCUGGAAAUCAUCCUAGCAAUCAUUGAGCAACGGACAACAACAGCAACCUCAACUAAGAUUACAACUACAACCACAGAGACACGUGAAGUUCAGAGUUUUCAUGGAAUUAGAAAGGAUGUCACUGCUACUGAGCUGCUCGAAUCCAAAAUCAUUGAUGAGAACCUUUACAAAGAUCUAAGCGCUGGUAAAGUAACAGUGACUGAAGUAAGUGAAAUGAACUCGGUGCGCAAGUACCUUGAGGGGACCAACAGUAUUGCAGGAGUGUACCUGCAGUCCACCAAAGAGACCCUGAGCAUCUAUGAAGCCAAAAGCCGUGGCCUGUUGACUCCUGGUACUUCUCUGGUUCUGCUGGAGGCGCAAGCUGCCACUGGGUUUGUCAUUGACCCAGUCAAAAACAAGAAACUUUCUGUAGAGGAAGCUGCAGCUCAAAGAGUAGUUGGCAAUGAGUGGAAAAACAAACUGCUUUCAGCAGAAAGGGCAGUCACAGGAUACAAAGAUCCAUACACAGAAACUACAAUAUCUUUGUUCCAGGCCUUGAAAAAAGAUCUCAUUGUCAAGGAUCAUGGAAUUCGCCUCCUUGAAGCACAAAUUGCCACUGGAGGCAUAAUUGACCCAGUGCACAGUCACAGAGUUCCUGUACAGGUGGCAUACCAAAGAGGUUACUUUGAUGAGGAAAUGAAUCAGAUUCUGUCUGAUCCUGAUGAUGACACCAAGGGCUUCUUUGAUCCCAACACUCAAGAAAACCUCACAUAUCUCCAACUGGUGGAGAGGUGUAUUACAGAUCCCAUCACAGGCCUUAGCUUAUUGGUCAUUGUAAAGAAAGGAGAGUAUUACUUCUUUGUUGAUGAGGCAACCAAACUCAUUCUAAAAUCUACAACAACAACACGAGCAGGAGGGCAAUACCAAGGAACCACAGUGUCUCUGUGGGACCUGCUCUACUCCAAAUACAUCACUGAGGAAAAAAGGAGAGAGCUUGUGCAACAAUUCAAGUCUGGAUCAAUUACAGUUGAACGUUUUUUGGAAAUCAUCCUAACAAUCAUUGAGCAACGGACAACAACAACAACCUCAUCUUCAUCAUCCUCAAUUGUCAUGUGCACACCACCUGAGACAAAAGUGGACAGCAGCACAACAACUAAGAUAACAACUACAAUAACAGAGACAUGUGAUGUUCAGAGUUUUCAUGGAAUUAGAAAGGACGUCACUGCUACUGAGCUGCUCGAAUCCAAAAUCAUUGAUGAGAACCUUUACAAAGAUCUAAGGGCUGGUAAAGUAACAGUGACUGAAGUAAGUGAAAUGAACUCGGUGCGCAAGUACCUUGAGGGGACCAACAGUAUUGCAGGAGUGUACCUGCAGUCCACCAAAGAGACCCUGAGCAUCUAUGAAGCCAAAAGCCGUGGCCUGUUGACUCCUGGUACUUCUCUGGUUCUGCUGGAGGCGCAAGCUGCCACUGGGUUUGUCAUUGACCCAGUCAAAAACAAGAAACUUUCUGUAGAGGAAGCUGUCGCCCAAAGAGUAGUGGGCAAUGAGUGGAAAAACAAACUGCUUUCAGCAGAAAGGGCAGUCACAGGAUACAAAGAUCCAUACACAGAAACUACAAUAUCUUUGUUCCAGGCCUUGAAAAAAGAUCUCAUUGUCAAGGAUCAUGGAAUUCGCCUCCUUGAAGCACAAAUUGCCACUGGAGGCAUAAUUGACCCAGUGCACAGUCACAGAGUUCCUGUACAGGUGGCAUACCAAAGAGGUUACUUUGAUGAGGAAAUGAAUCAGAUUCUGUCUGAUUCCGAUGAUGACACCAAGGGCUUCUUUGAUCCCAACACUAAAGAAAACCUCACAUAUCUCCGACUGGUGGAGAGGUGUAUUACAGAUCCCAUCACAGGCCUCUCUUUACUGCCAUUGCACCGAUAAAAGAAGGAAUCGCUUGCUACAAAGAUUCAUGUGCUUUCCUUGCAACACCAGAUUUUAGUAAGGACGAGACAGACUUGCAAGAAGCAUUUUUUUCAAUUCCUCUUUUUUACUUUUUCUUGGAAAACAAAACGAGUGAAAAUAACAUGCAUACUGUUCUGUACAAAAUACCUUUAACAUGUAACAUUAAGUAAAACGGUUGGGCUUUUGAAUUUAGAGGUGUUUUGGAUACAAAUUCUGUGUAAUAUGAGUAAGACUGCAGAUGUUGACUCAUUUGAAGAUGAAUAAUAUUGUCACAUUCUUACUCUACACUAAAUCUUAUCAGUUAAACCUGUCUUUGAUAUUUCUAAAUUUUAACUGUGAAAUUUGCCUUCUGAUCUUUUACAAGUUUCCACUCAUUUACCCCUUGUGACUUUUGAUUUUUUUUGACAAUUUUUUAAACAUCUUUUUAUCAACUGAUUCUGAUAUUCUUAACUGUGGUAUCUAACAUUUUUGUGACUUGGGAUCCUUAUUUCACCUGUUUUAAUAUUUUUUCAUUUUUAUUGCACCAAAUAUUGAUUUGACUGACUUUACACUACUGACCUACAUAAAAGUUUAGUCAAUUUUCCCUUGCUUGUAGAGACUGGAGUUAUGUUUUACUUUUGGCAAAAGCUAAAAUCUGUUUUGUUUCUUAAAUAAGUGAAUAAGUAAAUGUGACAUCAAUGAAUAGAGUGUUUGUCUGUACUUCUAACAAACCCUUGUUGCUAAAAUUUUUGAUUAAACAUCUCCAUAAAUAAAUUCUGUUUGAAAAUCAAA